CGCGGCCCGUGCCCCGUGAUGGAGAGUGACGAGCUGUCUUUCAACGUGGACCACGGGUACUUGGAAGGCCUGGUGCGGGGCUGCAAGGCCGGCCUCCUGAGCCAGCAGGACUACGCCAACCUGGUCCAGUGCGAGACCCUGGAAGAUCUGAAGAUUCAUCUCCAGACCACUGAUUACGGCAACUUCUUGGCUAAUGAAACGAAUCCUCUCACUGUUUCCAAGAUCGACACGGAGAUGAGGAAGAAGCUGUGCAGGGAAUUCGAGUAUUUCCGGAAUCACUCCCUGGAGCCCCUGAGCACCUUCCUCACCUACACCACGUGCGGCUACAUGAUCGACAACGUGAUCCUGCUGAUGAACGGGGCGCUGCAGAAGAAGGCCGUGAAGGACAUGCUGGGGAAGUGCCACCCGCUCGGCCGGUUCACGGAGAUGGAGGCCGUCAACAUCGCCGAGACCGCGUCGGACCUGUUCCAGGCGGUGCUGGUGGAGACGCCGCUCGCUCCAUUCUUUCAAGACUGCAUGUCCGAAAAUACUCUGGAUGAACUGAAUGUUGAGAUCCUGCGCAACAAGCUGUACAAGUCUUACCUCGAGGCAUUCUAUAAAUUCUGCAAGAACUAUGGUGAUGUCACAGCAGAAAUUAUGUGUCCCAUUCUCGAGUUCGAGGCUGACAGACGUGCCUUCACCAUCACGCUGAAUUCCUUCGGCACCGAGCUGAGCAAAGACGACCGGGAGACCCUCUACCCGACCUGUGGCAAGCUGCACCCCGAGGGGCUGCGCCUGCUGGCCCAGGCGGAGGACUUCGAGCAGAUGAAGAGGGUGGCGGACCAUUACGGAGUGUACAAGCCUUUGUUCGACGCGGUGGGUGACGGCAGCGGGGGCAAGUCGCUGGAGGACGUGUUUUACGAGCACGAGGUGAGGAUGAACGUGCUGGCUUUCAACAGACAGUUCCACUGCGGCGUGUUCUACGCGUACACGAAGCUGAAGGAGCAGGAAGCGAGGAACGUCGUGUGGAUCGCGGAAUGCAUCUCGCAGAGACACCGGACGAAAAUUAACAGCUACGUUCCCAUUCUGUAACCCGGGCCGGGGGGCCGGGGUGGGGGGGCUCCCGGCGCGGAAAAUCGCCCACGCCGAGAAGAGGUAGUUGAGGGAAACCCGGGGCCGCGUCGCGUGGCCCCACGUCGCACAGAAGCCGCGUGGCGAAGCGCCCUUUGCCCCCUGCAGCCUUCGAUCUCGUCCGCUCAUUGUCGCCAGCCCUUCGAUGCGCGUUUUAAUUAGCCGCUCGGUGCUCUUCCUAUGCUUAUGUUUUGUUGCGUUAAGAAUCAAAUCUAAUAAAAGCGUUUUUGCUGCUUUUCCUGCUUCUCAGGAAGCGGCACCGAGCGUCUGUUGUACUGUCUGACUGUCCUUUCCCUCCGUGGGGCCACAAAACUCCGGGGCUGUUCGCGGCCCACACGGACCACGUGUGCUGGGAAAUACUGUCUUUUUUCCAAACACACUCUGAUCCGGUCGGCUCGGGAGAGCGGCGGAGUUUUGAGUCACCUCCCUGGGCAUAAGUAGUGGUGAAUUUGUUACCAAGGCCACGCUAAUAACUUAUCGCUCACACAGCUUUCUUCAAACCAAGGAUGUGUCUCUCUGUCUCUCACACACAUUCCUUCGUGCUUUGCCUGAGAAGACGAGCCCACUAACUGGACUUCACGCAUUCAGCAGCAUAAAGCACAGGGCGGCGUGCAGCGUGUGG
This is a messenger RNA of Pteropus alecto (black flying fox), 1732 nucleotides long. It is a transcript of the gene ATP6V0D2, whose product is annotated as ATPase H+ transporting V0 subunit d2. NCBI's taxonomy places the organism in Eukaryota, Metazoa, Chordata, Mammalia, Chiroptera, Pteropodidae. Gene Ontology annotation, cellular component: vacuolar proton-transporting V-type ATPase complex; proton-transporting V-type ATPase, V0 domain; plasma membrane proton-transporting V-type ATPase complex. The coding region runs from base 19 to 1071 and encodes 350 amino acids. The transcript has 8 exons. Gene Ontology annotation, biological process: vacuolar transport; vacuolar acidification; proton transmembrane transport. Gene Ontology annotation, molecular function: proton-transporting ATPase activity, rotational mechanism. The record is from RefSeq and is a predicted model, not a curated record.